Messenger RNA from Cydia amplana, 741 nucleotides. RefSeq names its product transcription initiation factor IIB-like. NCBI's taxonomy places the organism in Eukaryota, Metazoa, Arthropoda, Insecta, Lepidoptera, Tortricidae. Gene Ontology annotation, cellular component: transcription preinitiation complex; nucleus. Bases 1 to 612 code for a protein of 203 amino acids. Gene Ontology annotation, biological process: transcription preinitiation complex assembly; transcription initiation at RNA polymerase II promoter. Gene Ontology annotation, molecular function: RNA polymerase II general transcription initiation factor activity; TBP-class protein binding. The transcript has 3 exons. The record is from RefSeq and is a predicted model, not a curated record.
AUGGCUGAAUGCGUUAAACUUCCCAAGAGCAUCGUGGAUAAGUCCUGGGACUUCUAUAAACAGGUUUGGUCACAUUUAAUUGUGUAUUUCCAGGUACACGACGACAAAAACUUAAAAGGCAGAGCGAAUGACGCUAUUGCAUCAGCUUGCUUAUACAUCGCCUGCCGCCAGGAGGGCAUGCCCCGUACAUUCAAAGAAAUCUGUGCCGUCAGCAAAAUCAGCAAGAAAGAGAUUGGCCGGUGUUUCAAACUCAUCCUCAAAGCUCUUGAGACCUCGGUGGACCUCAUCACAACAGCGGACUUCAUGUCUCGGUUCUGCUCAAACUUGGGGCUCCCGAACUCUGUGCAAAGGGCCGCCACGCAUAUUGCGAGGAAGGCUGGAGAGCUGGAUAUUGUGUCUGGACGAAGUCCUAUUUCAGUGGCCGCUGCUGCUAUUUAUAUGGCUUCCCAGGCAUCAGAAGACAAACGCAGUCAGAAGGAGAUCGGCGACAUCGCCGGCGUGGCAGACGUCACCAUCCGGCAGUCCUAUAAGCUCAUGUACCCGUUCGCUGCCAAACUCUUCCCCGAUGACUUCAAGUUCGCCACACCCAUCGAGUUCCUCCCACAGAUGUAGACUGUAUGUGCAAACAGUAAUGACAAUAUUUAUCACUAAAUGUGUUGACGUCAGUAAUAUUGACAGUACUUAUCAACAUACAAGGCAUGGAAGCAAAUUAUUGCUGACAGUGUUCGAGGACCAGCAUGA